Molecule: messenger RNA, 2719 nt
Organism: Gigantopelta aegis
Lineage: Eukaryota; Metazoa; Mollusca; Gastropoda; Neomphalida; Peltospiridae
Exons: 4
Coding region: 161-1060 (299 amino acids)
Biological process (GO): regulation of apoptotic process
Molecular function (GO): protein binding
Source: RefSeq, a predicted model, not a curated record
UAGAUAUAAACUGCUAAAUACUUUUUAGCUCCCAUUUCUUGUCAUUUCAGAUUCAAAUGCGGCAUCUCAUCACAUGUAUAUAGGAAUAUGGCCAUGGGUUGUCAGCGUAGAUGCCUUGUUCUAGUCUAGCGGAUAUGAAAUACCACUGUAAACAGGAAACAUGACGUCACAGCCACUGAUUCCGAGUGAUGACUGGGAGUUGAACAUUGUUCUUUUGAAGAUAGCCAAAGAACUUGAUAGCGGGGAUUUGACUGCUAUGAAAUUCCUGUGCUCAGGCUGCAAUGGCAUACCGAAGACAGUGCUGGACCGACUGACGACUCCGGAGAAACUGUUCACCUACCUGCGUGAACGAAACAUGCUGUCACGUGACAACCUGCUGCUUCUCCAGGCCUUUCUCUGGCACGUGGGCAGAAGUGACCUCAUUGACGUCGCGGCGGAAUAUGCUGUGCAAGCAGGCGAUACUCUGUAUUUCUACGCACCAAACAGAGAACCUGAAAAUGGCUUCAAACAUGUGAAAUUUCACGUGAAUGGAAACUUAGAAAACUUUCACCGGAAGGAACUAGAAAACAUGCGUGCUAAUGUUGCGCGACUCUUGUUCGUGCCGGCCAAGUUCGUGUUUCUGUGUGGCGUGGAACCGGCCAACAGUCUAUUGCUCACCUUCAUGCUUCACGGCGCAUGCGUCGACAGACUGAAAACCGUGGUUCGAACACGAGGCGGUGACCUCAACGAACUUGGAAUAGACACGCUCUAUGUAGAUAAUGAAGUUAUUGCUGUACAAGAGCAGCAGAGUAAUGGCGAAGUGGACGGUUCCACGUCAGAGCUAAGCAGCUUAUUCCAGAAGACUGUCAAGCUGGAAUCGCUGUUGGAGGAAACCGACGUCAGACUGCUGACGACACGAGAGGAAGUGCAGCGCAUUGAAAGAAUCGCUCACAAGUUGCAGAACAAGGAGAGCUACAUCCGGGGCCUUCUGUGUGCCGCGUUAGAAAGCAAGCAGGCCUCGAGUAGGACAGACGGUGUUCUUGCCUUGGUGCAGACAGAUGAUGGCAGGAUAAUCAUAUGAGUUAUUGUGUUGUGUGCACCAAGUACUGUCAGGGUCAUGCAUAGCGGUUUACGGGGAGGAACUAGUCCCCCUCCCCCCAAAAGUAAAAGAGUCCCAUUUAGUUUAAAAGUACACGUGUACCCGUUUUGUCAAGUUAGAACCGAUUCUACAUUAUUGUGCCAACAUUCUCUUUACUGCCACCCCCCCCCCCCCCUCCCACAAACACACCCGAAAUGUUGGGUUUGGUAUGGCCCUGGGGACAUAUUUUAUCCUUUAUUAGUAAAUCGAACAAGAGCCAUUUCCCGUCAUGGUGUCCAUUCCUGGUUAACAAUGAAUGAACGAAUGAAUGAAUGAAUGUUUUACAACACCCCAGCACGAAAAAUACAUCGGCUAUUGGGUGUCAAACUAUGGUAAAUGGACCACAUCAAUACAAAAAUGCAAGAGUUAAAUAAAACACCGUGUAAAGAACACAGAUAGGUAAAAUUAAAAUUUAGAAUAAAAGUCCGUACCACGAAAAAAUCCUGGUUAAUAAUGUACAUAAUAAUUAUUGUCAUAUCCCUCUCGUUACAGUAUUACUGCAGUGUGACGCUGCCUUUAAAUCGGAGGCUGAUCGAAUGGGGCACCAGAAUGGAAUGGAAAGGAAUGAUUGUUUAACGUGCACAUUCAGAGCAAGCUGUUGUAGUGCACGCCUGUCCUGGGCACAAGUGUUGGCCUCGGCCGGCUCCUCCGUCUAGGACAGGAAAGGUGGGGGUGGGUAGGAGGGGGACCGCCUUCACUGGAAGGUGCAAGGGAGCACCAGCAAUGCGACCGUAGCCAGUAACAGGCGGGGGUGGUGGGGUGUAUGGUGCUAUGCAAUUUGGAAUGUCCCGUAGGAAUGAGAAUGGGUACGCAUUUAUGAUGAAGGCAUUUAAGCGCAAUUUUGAACGGUCGAUACAUAUAGGUUCCGAAUUUAGUAGGCCGAAGGUAGCUCGUUAAUUGGACCUAUGUGGUGCUGACAUGUCUCCCUAGGUUGCCUAUAGUGGCCCUUAAAAGGGCCUGAACUGUUCAGCUCGUAGCAUGACAACCCAGGGGAGACUCGAAGCAAUUGUGCAUUUCCGGGAGGUAAGGCCACAGGUCUUGGUGUUUUUCUUGGGUUCCAUCUCCAGUCAAUCCUUGGUUUGUCCUCUUGUUAUCCUCCUCUUCCAUCUCUCCCGUCUUAUUGCCCGAUACGCCUCCGCCGGUAUUCUUUUGUCCAGCUCCCUCUGGGUGCAUAGCAAUUGUGUACUUGGAGCCGGUUUUCUUUUGUCCGACUUCUUAUUAAGUACGGUGCUGGGCCAUUAUUUUAUUUUAUUUGUGGGCGGAUGCAUUGUAGAGAUUAUGUAGUUACGUGCGUGCUGUCUGUUUGUCGUCCCUAUUUGGUGUUAAGGUUGUUCCUAAUGUCUGGUGGUAGUGAAAUACGGAAGUGUUUUCUGCACUCGGGUCACCAUUCUUCGAGGUUAGGUCCUGUGGGGCACCAGAAGACCUGUCCCCUUUAUAUAUUUAAGUGUCUCCUUAUUAAUUUUGGGCGAGAUUUAGCUGAGUUGGUUGAGUACUCGCUUGAAGUGCUAGCGUCGCAGCAUCGAACCACCUCGAUGGAUCCAUUCAGCCGAUUGGGUUUUUCUCGUUCCAACCAGUACACCACAACUGAUCAAAGGCCGUGGU